Molecule: messenger RNA, 1634 nt
Organism: Eruca vesicaria subsp. sativa (arugula)
Lineage: Eukaryota; Viridiplantae; Streptophyta; Magnoliopsida; Brassicales; Brassicaceae
Source: the annotation of a GenBank genome assembly
CUUUUUUUUUGUUCAAAUUACAAAUUACAUAGCAGACCACCGGUUCAACUAUCACCCCUCCAGGUCAUCCAAAACCGGACCCGACAAGGUCACGUGUAACUUAAUUCUUUGACAAAACCCUAGUUCCAGCGCCGUACACUGUUCAGUCUCACUUCCAAACGCUCACAAUAGCCAUGGCGUCAGCUACUCAGCUCUUCUCUCAACCUCCAUCCCUCCGCCUAAACCUAAACCGACACCAAUAUAACCAAUCAAGAAUCCCGGUUCUGUCUCUUAAAUCCACCUUGAAACCACUUAACCGCCUCUCCAUCAAAGCCGCCGCCGGCGCCUCCCAAAACUCGGUGAAAACACCACCGACGAAGGAUGCCUUCAAACACUGUUUCAAGAAAUCCUCAGAUGGAUUCCUCUACUGCGAGGGAACAAAGGUUGAAGAUAUCAUGGAGAAGGUUGAGAGGAGACCCUUCUACUUGUACAGCAAGCCACAGAUCACAAGGAACGUUGAGGCUUACAAAGAGGCCUUGGAAGGUGUGAGAUCAGUCAUUGGCUACGCUAUUAAAGCUAAUAACAACCUCAAGAUCUUGGAGCAUUUGAGGAGUAAAGGAUGUGGUGCUGUGCUAGUUAGUGGGAACGAGCUUAGACUUGCUCUUCUUGCUGGUUUCGAUCCCACAAAGUGUAUUUUCAAUGGAAAUGGGAAGCUGUUGGAGGAUUUAGUUUUAGCUGCUCAAGAAGGAGUUUUUGUAAAUGUUGAUAGUGAGUUUGACUUGGAAAAUAUUGUGGAAGCUUCUAGAAUCUCUGGUAAGCAGGUUAAUGUUCUGCUGCGUAUCAAUCCUGAUGUGGAUCCUCAGGUGCAUCCAUAUGUAGCUACCGGGAACAAGAACUCAAAGUUCGGUAUCAGGAACGAGAAGCUUCAGUGGUUUCUUGAUGAGGUCAAGGCACAUCCCAACGAGCUCAAGCUUGUUGGAGCGCAUUGCCAUCUUGGCUCUACCAUUACAAAGGUGGAUAUAUUCAGAGAUGCUGCGGUUCUCAUGGUGGAAUACAUAGAUGAAAUCAGGCGUCAAGGCUUUGAAGUUAGUUACUUGAACAUUGGUGGUGGUUUAGGGAUAGAUUAUUACCAUGCCGGUGCUGUCCUUCCUACACCCAUGGAUCUCAUCAACACCGUAAGAGAGCUAGUUCUGUCACGAGACCUGAAUCUAAUAAUAGAGCCAGGGAGGUCAUUGAUAGCAAACACGUGCUGUUUCGUCAACCAUGUAACUGGUGUGAAGACGAAUGGAACUAAAAACUUCAUAGUGAUAGAUGGAAGUAUGGCUGAGCUAAUCCGUCCUAGUCUUUAUGAUGCCUAUCAGCACAUUGAGUUGGUCUCUCCUCCAGCACCUGAAGCAGAGGUUUCCAAGUUUGACGUAGUUGGUCCUGUUUGUGAAUCUGCUGAUUUCUUGGGAAAAGACAGAGAGCUUCCUACUCCUCCAAAGGGAGCUGGUCUUGUUGUUCAUGAUGCUGGUGCAUACUGUAUGAGCAUGGCUUCCACUUACAAUCUCAAGAUGCGUCCUCCGGAAUACUGGGUUGAAGAUGAUGGGUCCAUCACUAAGAUCAGGCAUGCUGAGACAUUCGAUGACCAUUUGCAUUUCUUUGAAGGUCUAUAG